Molecule: messenger RNA, 1953 nt
Organism: Psammomys obesus (fat sand rat)
Lineage: Eukaryota; Metazoa; Chordata; Mammalia; Rodentia; Muridae
Gene: Dedd2
Product: death effector domain containing 2
Exons: 5
Coding region: 410-1366 (318 amino acids)
Biological process (GO): apoptotic process; extrinsic apoptotic signaling pathway via death domain receptors; regulation of apoptotic process
Cellular component (GO): nucleolus
Molecular function (GO): DNA binding; protein binding
Source: RefSeq, a predicted model, not a curated record
GGGAGGCAGAAGCAGCCGGAGUUCUGAGUUCGAGGCCAGGGCAGCCGGGGCCGCACGGAGAAGCCCCGUCUCCAAGCCGGAGCUCAGGCCCGAUGCGCCGCAGUGCCCACGACGGCCCACCCCCCCGCUUGUGAGGCCUGGCCUUCCCCUCCGAGUCGGUGACACUCCGGGGGAGCCCGCGGCCCGGGAGGGGCGGGGCUCGGACGCGUCGAGCUGCGCCUGCGCCGUGGGGGCGUGGCGUCGCACCUGCGCGAGUUGGGCGGAGGGGGAGGAGCGAGGUGACGCAGGCGUAAUAACAGAGAAGGUGCCAGAAGGAUCCCAAACAAGUGGCUGCGGCCGUCGCCCCGCGGUCGCCGGACGCUGGCAUCUGGCCCUGGUUCUGAGCUUGUUCCGCACCCCUCCCCUGGGAAUGGCGCUGUCCGGGCCGACCCCGGCCCCGAGCUGGGAGGAGGAGGAGUGUUUGGAUUACUACGGCAUGCUGUCGCUUCACCGUAUGUUCGAGGUGGUGGGCGGGCAGCUGACCGAGUGUGAACUGGAGCUCCUGGCCUUCCUGCUGGAUGAGGCUCCCGGCGCCCCCGGCGGCCUGGCCCGAGCCCGCAGCGGCCUGGAGCUGCUUCUGGAGCUGGAACGCCGUGGGCAGUGCGACGAGAGCAACCUGCGGCUGCUGAGCCAACUCCUGCGCGUGCUGGCCCGCCACGACCUGCUGCCACACCUGGCGUGUAAUCGGCGCCGGCCAGUGUCCCCUGAGCGCUACAGCUGCGGCAGUUCCAGCUCGUCCUCCAGCAGGACCGAGGACGGUUGCCAGCGCCGGCGAUGGGAUGCAGCCUCCCCUCCAAGCAAGAGGCAGCGUCGGAGUCGCGGCCGCCCCAGCGGUGGUGCCCGGCGGCGCAGGAGAGCGGGCCCAGCGGCCUUGCGGCAGCCUCAGCAGCAGCAACAGGAGCCAGGCAGGCCCUCAGAAGGCAAAGUGACCUGUGACAUCCGGCUCCGGGUCCGGGCAGAGUACUGCGAGCACGGGCCGGCCUUGGAGCAGGGCGUGGCGUCCAGGAGGCCUCAGGCACUGGCCCGACAGCUGGAUGUGUUUGGACAGGCCACCGCUGUGCUGCGCUCGAGGGACCUGGGCUCUGUGGUGUGCGACAUCAAAUUCUCGGAGCUCUCCUACCUGGACGCCUUCUGGGGUGACUAUCUGAGCGGCGCUCUGCUGCAGGCCCUUCGGGGUGUCUUCCUGACUGAGGCCCUGCGUGAGGCUGUGGGCCGGGAGGCCGUCCGCCUGCUGGUCAGCGUGGACGAGGCAGACUAUGAGGCCGGCCGCCGCCGCCUGCUGCUCAUGGAGGAAGAAGGCACCCGGCGUGGGGCAGCGACCUCCUGAUCCUGGGGCUGCAGGACUGACCCCACCUCGGAGCCCAGACUGGCUUUCAGCAGCUCUGAGGGCUGCGUCAGGACUGCAGGUUCCUUGACAGCCUCUGCUGCAGGGUAUGGGUGUUGAGACGAGAGCCACGGCCGGGCGCUGCUUCUCAGCCCUGCUCCAGGGAGGGCUCCCUCCGCCCUGGGGCCGGGUUUGCAGAGCCUCCAAGCGGCUCUAGCCCGGGCUUUUGCUGGCCCCACACACCUUCGCCUCGGGCUACUCUCUCAGGGUCUGAUUUACUGUCCAUCGAUGUGCUUCGACCACAGCGGGGGGCUCUGGAGCUGGGGUGCCCUUGGGCCUUGCCACCUUGCCCAGCCCUCCACAGUGCACACAACAUCUGGCUGUCCUCACCUCCCCCUGCUCCCUGACCUAGGUGCAGGCUUGCCACUGGACUCUAAGUCGAGCAUCAUGUCAGUUCAAAGUCAGAUGUGUGCAGAGCUAGGACCAGAGCCAGCCGCUUUCUCGGGAAGAGAAGGUGAGGACUUAGGUUGAUGCAAAGAUGUUUCACAAACUGCGCCAAUAAAACUGCCUGGAAAGGGCACAGGUGGCCA